This is a messenger RNA of Ostrea edulis (European flat oyster), 1427 nucleotides long. RefSeq names its product hydroxyacylglutathione hydrolase, mitochondrial-like. Lineage: Eukaryota; Metazoa; Mollusca; Bivalvia; Ostreida; Ostreidae. The coding region runs from base 169 to 1107 and encodes 312 amino acids. The record is from RefSeq and is a predicted model, not a curated record. The transcript has 9 exons. Gene Ontology annotation, molecular function: hydroxyacylglutathione hydrolase activity.
AUAUUUUUGGUGAUAUCUAAGUGUGUUAUGAAAGAAAAAUUGUCCCAAGGAACGUAAUCCAAACCCAGGCUCGGUACAUUAGCUGUUCUCUUUAGGCAUACCCGUCCACUUUUCUAGAGAGGAUAUCGCGUACAAUGUAGGAAAAGACACGGUCGACUUAAGCCACGUAUGAAUUACCUAAUACAAAUGUUGGCUCGAAAUUCCUCUAAACUUGUGCAUAUUGCAAAAUCUACGCUUACCCGAGUUACAGUUGGUUCAAAGGCAGUUUUACCUGUUAACCGAAUUUCUCGGGCUUUUCAUUCCAAACUGAUCACCAUAUCUCAACCAGAUAUGAAGAUCCGGCUGCUUCCUGCCCUAGAUGACAAUUACAUGUACCUCCUGAUCGACGAAGACACGAAACAGUGCGCAGCAGUGGAUCCCGUGGAACCAGAAAAGAUUAUGAAAGCCAUCAAGGAGGAGGGCUGCACCUUGACAACAAUCCUAACAACACAUCAUCAUUGGGAUCAUGCUAGCGGAAAUGAUAAACUGGUAAAACUGGUUCCCGACCAGAAGUUGCUUGUCUACGGGGGUGAUGACAGAAUACCAGCUCUCAGCAAUAAAGUGGGACAUGGGGAAGUUUUCAAGGUCGGAAAUUUAAAUGUCAAGUGCUUAUUCACGCCUUGUCAUACCACCGGCCACAUCUGUUACUUUGUCACAAGUACGAAUGGGGAACAGCCAGCAGUAUUUACAGGAGAUACCUUGUUCGUGGGAGGAUGUGGAAAAUUUUUUGAAGGAAGUGCGGAUAUGAUGUAUUCAGCCCUUGUCACAAUAUUAUCCAAGUUGUCAGGGAAUACACGUGUGUUUUGUGGACAUGAGUAUACAGUGAACAACCUGAAGUAUGCCCGUCACGUGGAGCCGGAGAAUCAGAAUGUAAAAGACAAAUUUACCUGGGCAAAGAUGCAGAGAGAUAAUAACUGCCCCACAAUCCCUUCUACAAUAGAGGAAGAACUUAAAAUCAACCCAUUUAUGAGAGUUGAGGACCCAAAUGUGCAAAAGCAUUGUGGGAAAAGUGACCCAGUUUCUACCAUGGGAUUUUUACGGGAAGAAAAGAACAGCUUCCGCGGCUAGCUAUGAUCUACAUGCAGUGCCUAUAUAUAGAAAUAUAAUGGCAAUAUAUUACAGACUUAGAAAUUGGAUUGAAUAAAUGUGAGAAUGACAGAUUUAUUACACCUAGAAGUGCUCAAUGUAUAACGUGAUGUUUACAGUUAUGGUGGCAUUGAAAUUGAUAUUCAGAGUUGUAAAUCUAUGCUUGCACUGAUGGAACUAGCUGUUUAUUACAGUAGAAAACCUGUCAAUAUGAUACUGCUUGAGUAUGAUUAUGAUACAUUGUAUAUGAUUUGUAUGAUGAUUUUUUUCACACCACAUAAACCAUUUCUUAAUUAAUCAAA